UUUGCAAGGUCAGUUUCAAGUUAUCCCUGGCCAAAAAACAAGCCAACUUUGGCAACAUUGGAGAUCAAGUUUUGUUCACGAGCUAUGCCUUUAAAUUAGAUGAAUUUAGGCUGUAUUUAGUUGCUAUACUGCUUAAUACUUAUAAUGUGAGUAGUCUACAUAAUCUUGUUAUCAGCAAUAAAUGAUGACGCUGCAAGAUGCACUGAGGGAGAGAGAUUUGUAAACAAUAUGUGUAUUGAGUACUUUAAAUGAUAAUAAUAUUAAGCUGUGUUUCGUACAGCUGCUGUUGUAUAAAUUAUUAUCAGGACCCGGCGAGAAACAAAAGCCGGCAGAGUCGAGUCAGGGCACAGACAGCGGGCUCAUUAUCAGCAAGGGAGAGACAGACAGACAGACAGACACACAGACAGAGAGAGAGAGAAUUAAAAGUAAAAGAGAGUGAGAAAGAGAACGAGAGAGAUAACUGGAAGGGCGAUAGCAGUGCAAUUUAGUUUUUUGUUGGUCAGACAUCGUUGACUUGUUGAAACAGAGAGGCUGCCAAGACGUGACUUUCGAUUUCAGUUUGGAUUCUGUGCCGCAGGCAACAGACAGAAGACACAACCUGCCAUAAUUAUCUGGAUUCGCAGUCAGUUCGUCAACGUCUGCCUGUGCCUCAACAUGUGGCUGCUCUUGCCCAUACUCUGCUACUCGGUGAUCUAUCUAUAUGUGCGACACAUCUAUAGCUACUGGCAGCGCAAAGGUUUUCCAAGCGAGCAGGCAGCUCUGUCGUGGGAUUUUCUUUCCCAGGCCUAUCGUCGUGAAUUCCGGCACGUGGAGGCCAUAUGUGAGGCCUAUCAUGAGGGCAAGGAUCGUCUACUCGGCAUCUAUUGCUUCUUUCGACCAGUUUUACUCGUACGCAAUGUGGACCUCGCUCGCAACAUUUUGCAGCAAGCAAAUGGACAUUUUAUGGACUCCAAAUGGGAUUACGUUAAGGGCUAUAAGCGCUUCAAUCUGCUGGAGAAACUGGCUCCCAUGUUCAGUACAAAGCGUCUAAUGCCCAUGCUGAUUAAUGCUCAGGAUGUGGGUAAUAAUAUGAUACAACAUUUGCAGGAAAGAGAGGAGCGGGGUGAACUGGAACUGGAUUUGCAGCAAUUACUAAGAAUCUAUGCUGUCAAUAUUAUGGGCAAUUUGGUCUAUGGCUUGGAUGCAAAUAACUUUGAGCAACAGGAUCACAUACUCAACAUCUAUGCGAAUAGUCCUACUAGGCAAGGCCAUUUGAAAUCCUUCACACUGCGUGGCGUGCCUCAAAAGUCACCUUUGACCUAUCGCCUGCUGGACAUCAUCCAACACAAUGUGGAACAACGCGAGGAACGUGGCAUCAUACGCAAGGACAUGUUGCAACUGUUGGUCAAGUUACGCAAUGGCAACGAUUUAAGCAGCGAUAAGUGGCAAGUUGAACAUGCCAUAGAGGAAGACAAACUGAUGUCUGUUAAGCGACUAGCUCAAGUCGCUGAGGAUUUGCUGCAAUCCGCCUUGGAUAGUUUAGCCUCGACUAUUACCUUGACACUCUAUGAGAUCGCUCAACAGCCUUUGAUUGUAGAGAAACUGCAGGCUGAGAUUAAGGAACUUCACUUUAAAGAUGGUCAGCUGCAGUUUGAGCAACUGGAGGAUAUGAAAUACAUGGAUAUGUGUGUGAAAGAAACACUACGGAAAUAUCCGCCAGUUCCGCUCAUUGAAAGAACCUGCCGCAAAAGCUACACAUUGCCCAACACUAAAUUCACCAUAGGAGAAAACAAAACGUUAAUGGUGCCACUUUUGGCAAUACAAAGAGAUGAGAAAUACUUUAGUGAACCACUUAAAUAUAAACCACUACGUUUUCUCAACGAAAAACUCAAGCAAUCCGAACAAUGUCGAUCGACCUUUGUGGGCUUCGGCAUUGGAGGAGCACAAUGUGUGGCACAAAAUUUUGGCAAAAUGGUGAUUAAAGUGGCGUUGAUUAAACUGCUGCUAAACUAUCAUUUGGAAUGGGAUGAGAAUGCCCCAGUGGAGGUGUCACAUCUCCCUGCACCAAUAAUAACAUCAGCCAAUGGACUUAAGAUUAAAUUAAAAGCACGAGAAAUUUUAUCACAUAGUAACUAUCGCAAAAACUCAAUUUAAGAAAUGAAAUAUAAUUUGGAUAAGCAAACGAAUAUUUAAUUUAUGCAACACUUGCCGUUUGCUUACGCUUUUCAACACUUUAUUUAAGUGUUGUGUUUUUAGCUGUGCGCUCCUAAGAAUAUGCCAUAAAUAAAAUCCAUAUAGAAUGGCCUCAAACUCUU
Drosophila innubila is the source of this 2294-nucleotide messenger RNA. RefSeq names its product probable cytochrome P450 310a1 (gene Cyp310a1). The transcript has 6 exons. The record is from RefSeq and is a predicted model, not a curated record. Gene Ontology annotation, molecular function: heme binding; monooxygenase activity; iron ion binding. Lineage: Eukaryota; Metazoa; Arthropoda; Insecta; Diptera; Drosophilidae. The coding region runs from base 655 to 2133 and encodes 492 amino acids.